CUUUUGUAGUGGAGAGAAGGGAGUGUCGGAUCGGAGAGGUUUGGUUACGGAGGUGUAAGCAGGCAGGAGAUAGACUGCAGACGUGUGCAGGGUAAAACAGAAAAACCCAUUGUUGGUUUGACGUAGGGUGAGAAAGUCAUCACAGAUUUGGUCUUCUUCAGAAAGUUGUGAUGGGGAUGAACGGACAGGAUGAAGCACAGGAGUUCCUCAAAAGUUUUGUGGAAGAGUUUGCAAACCCAUUGGGCUCAGAUGAUCCGCUUCCUAUCACCUCAAUCAACCGCAUUGUGACCCUGGAAGAAGUGAAAGGAGAGAGCUUAGACCUCGGUCUCCGGCUGCUCACUGCCAGGAAUGCCCCCCGCUGGUUAAGAGCUUUGAUGUGCCAAACUGCUCUUAGUGAGCUUCUGAAAGAUGACCUUUCACCUUUCCACUGCCCAAAAGAUCCUGAGCAGCAGCAAGACGAUGAACCUGAUCUAGUCCUAAUAAAGACUGAGCCUGUACUGCGUCUCUUUAUCAACAAGCUGAGAGAGGUGGGCAUGGCCUGGCAGAAACAGCUCCCCAACCCACCAUCUCACUCCUCACGCUUUAGUUUCUGCUCGGUUGAUGCCAUUCGUAACACCCGCAGGAAAAUGGAGGAUCGGCAUGUGAUACUACCCGACUUCAACCAACUUUUAGGGUUACAGGACGGUGUGGAGCGUGAGUACUACGCUGUGUUCGAUGGACAUGGAGGGGUUGAUGCUUCCACCUAUGCUGCUACUCACCUGCAUGUUAUACUCAGCCAACAGGUGGAACUAAAGAGCGACCCGGGCACAGCCUUUAAAAAGUCCUUCAUUCUAACGGAUGACAUGUUCAGGAUCAAAGCAAAGAGAGAGCGUAUGCGAAGUGGAAGUACUGGCGUGGCCGUGUUGCUGGCUGCCGAUUGGCUGACGGUUGCAUGGCUGGGAGACUCCCAGGCCAUGCUGGUGAGAAAAGGAGAGCCUGUCAUCCUAAUGGACCCCCAUAAACCUGAAAGAGAGGAUGAGAAGAAGAGGAUUGAAGAUCUGGGGGGCUGCAUUGCCUUCAUGGGCUGCUGGCGGGUUAAUGGGACAUACGCUGUUUCCAGAGCGAUAGGGGAUUUCGACCAGAAGCCCUACGUGUCCAAUGCAGCAGACACCAACACGGUUCAGCUUUGUGGAGAUGAGGACUACGUCCUCUUGGCGUGCGAUGGUUUCUUUGAUGUUUUGAACCCGGCCGACGUCCCAGCUCUGGUUCUGGAGGCCUUGAGAAAGGGUAAAGGUUCGGGAGAGGAUGUUGCUCAGAGUUUGGUGGCGGAGGCCAAAGCUGCUGGAUCCAGUGAUAACAUCACGGUCUUGGUCGUGUUCCUGCGUGAGCCGAGCGACAUUUUGCUCUCAGAGACAGAUUCUAAUGCAGAGAGAGGAGCGGCAGGACAAGCAUCAGAGAACUGAGAGGGAGGAAGAGUGUGGGACUGGAGCUUCAGCGCGGACCACUAGAGGACUGACAGUGCCUUUGAAAUUUUAGCUCACCCUGGCAAGUAUUAAUAGACUUUGGUUUAAUUACUUUUUAUGAAAUUUGUUUAGGUCUCUGAAUGGAAUAAUGUAAGUAUGGUAAUACAUCCACUGGGAAAAAUAUCAAAGUGUUAUAAACAGUGUUUUGUUGAUGCCUGUA
This is a messenger RNA of Trichomycterus rosablanca, 1662 nucleotides long. It is a transcript of the gene ppm1f, whose product is annotated as protein phosphatase, Mg2+/Mn2+ dependent, 1F. Gene Ontology annotation, molecular function: protein serine/threonine phosphatase activity; cation binding. Gene Ontology annotation, cellular component: cytosol; nucleus. The transcript is spliced from 8 exons. Gene Ontology annotation, biological process: negative regulation of protein kinase activity; protein dephosphorylation. Bases 171 to 1442 code for a protein of 423 amino acids. Lineage: Eukaryota; Metazoa; Chordata; Actinopteri; Siluriformes; Trichomycteridae. The record is from RefSeq and is a predicted model, not a curated record.